This is a messenger RNA of Cutaneotrichosporon cavernicola, 4311 nucleotides long. RefSeq lists its product as uncharacterized. The record is from RefSeq and is a predicted model, not a curated record. Gene Ontology annotation, cellular component: nucleus. NCBI's taxonomy places the organism in Eukaryota, Fungi, Basidiomycota, Tremellomycetes, Trichosporonales, Trichosporonaceae. Gene Ontology annotation, molecular function: ATP binding; histone binding; DNA binding. The coding region runs from base 1 to 4311 and encodes 1436 amino acids. The transcript has 3 exons. Gene Ontology annotation, biological process: positive regulation of transcription by RNA polymerase II.
AUGGAUCAACAAACAGCCCCCUCCCCAGCACAGGCUUCCACGCCUGGCGGUGCUUCCUUCCCCAUCCGUCCACCCAUGCCAGGAGGCCAGCCACCUGUCAACAUGAUGCUCGACGACGAGAACAAGCGCCAGAUGCUACUCAACAUGGACCCUCAGCGCAUCCACACUCUGCGUAAACGUGUCGCCGAGCUGCAGUCCACUGGACUUACGAGGGAGACGUCGAGCGAGAUGGCGCGCUCUAUGAUGGUCCUCACCUUGCACCAGCGCGCCAUCCAGAUGGAGGCCGAGAAGAAAAAGGCUCAGGCCGAAGGUGGGGACGCUGUGCCUGCUGCACCCAGCCCAACGAGUAAGUUGCCACCGCGUGCAAUGCUCAUCGCUGCACAACAACAACAGGGCCAGCACGUCGCUCUCACUCCGGCUCAGAUCGCGCAGGUCCGCUCUCAGGCCCAGUCGUAUCACCUCCUCGCCCGUAACCAGCCCGUCCCGGGGUACCUCCAGCAGGCGGCGCAGGGGACGCAACCCGUAACCCCAACAUCAGCCACUAUUGAGAACAAGGUCGUGGACAAGACGGUCGAGGUGGUCGUCGAGGCCAACCUCCCCAACGAGGCACCGUACGCGAUGGAGUUUGACCAAUCGUCUAUCAUCUACCCCUACAACGCGUACAUCCACCCCUCAGUGUACGCAAACCGCAAGUUUGAUGACGAGAUUACCCACCCGCAGACGAAGCUGCAGCGGAUGCUGGUGCCAUCCAUGGCGCCGCGUGGCCUGGACCACAAUAUUCUGAUGGACGAGCGCAAUCGCUUCGUCGAGACGCGCAUGGCGUGGCGCAUGAAGGAGCUCGAAGAGCUUGACUCGACCACAGGCCUGGGCACGUCGGGUGCGGCUGACGUGCCCGGUGUCACGGACGAGACAUCACUUCCUGAUCCCAAGCUUGGAAUGCAGGCCCGCAUCGAGCUCCUAAGCCUUCGUCUCCUUGGUAAGCAGCGCCUGCUGCGUGAGGACCUCGUGCGGGCCAUGCAUGGUUCGACGCAGAUCCCCGCCGACCGUUCGCAGUUCCGACGCUUCCGCACGCACACGCUGCGCGACGCGCUGGCGACCGAGACUGCGGAGCGGCGGCAGCGGACGGAGCGUGAACAACGCGGCAAACAGCGCCACCUCGCGUACAUCAAUUCGAUCAUUGAUCACGGCCAGAACGUCAUCAAUGCGGGUUCGACGAGCAACCGCGGCUCUGGCGCGGACAAGAUGAAGCGCCUCGGCAAAGCCAUCCUGCGCAUGCACAAUGAGAUCGAGAAAGAGGAGCAGCGUCGCGUCGAGCGUCUCGCCAAGGAGCGUCUCAAGGCGCUCAAGAACGAUGACGAAGACGCUUACCUCGCCCUUCUGGGCGAGGCCAAGGACUCGCGUAUCGGCCACCUGUUGCAGCAGACCGACCAGUUCUUGGAGACGCUCGCUGCUGCUGUCGUCGACCAGCAGAACGAUGCUGUCCACCGCGAUGAGGUACCUAUGCAACUUCCCUUCGAAGUCGAAGAAGGCCCUGCCUCCGAGGCCAUGUUCGGCGCGCGUCGCCAGGACGGCGAGGAGGACGACGCCGAGCGCAAGUCGGGCAAGGUCGACUACUACGCGGUUGCGCACCGCAUCCAGGAGAAGGUUACGAAGCAGGCGUCGAUCCUCUCGGGCGGCACGCUUAAGGACUACCAAGUCAAGGGUCUGCAGUGGAUGAUCUCGCUCUACAACAACCGCCUCAACGGUAUUCUCGCCGACGAAAUGGGUCUCGGCAAGACCAUCCAAACCAUUUCACUCAUCACCUACCUCAUUGAGAAAAAGCACUCGGCGGGGCCGUUCAUCGUCAUUGUUCCUCUAUCCACCCUCACCAACUGGACGCUCGAGUUCGAGCGCUGGGCACCCUCGGUGCGCACUCUCAUUUUGAAGGGUUCGCCUGCCGUCCGUCGCGACCUGUACCCGCGCAUUCGGGCGGUUGACUUCCAGGUCUGCCUGACCACGUACGAGUACAUCAUCAAGGAGCGCCCACUCCUCGCCAAGAUCAAGUGGGUGCACAUGAUCAUCGACGAGGGUCACCGUCUCAAGAACAUCAAGUCGAAGCUCUCGCAGACCCUCAACGAGUACUACUCGACUCGCUACCGCCUGAUUCUCACCGGUACCCCGCUGCAGAACAAUCUGCCCGAGCUGUGGGCGCUGCUCAACUUCGUCCUGCCCAAAAUCUUCAACUCGGUCAAGUCGUUUGACGAGUGGUUCAACGCGCCAUUCGCUAACACGGGUGGCCAGGAGAAGAUGGAGAUGAACGAAGAAGAGGCUCUCCUCGUCGUCAAGCGUCUCCACAAGGUCUUGCGUCCUUUCCUCCUCCGUCGUCUCAAGAAGGACGUCGAGUCCGAGCUCCCGGACAAGGUCGAAAAGGUCAUCUACACGAAAAUGUCCGCAUUGCAAUGGAAGCUGUACGAGAGCGUCAAGAAGUACAAGACUCUCCCGACCGACUUGUCGUCCGGCAAGCCCCGGCGCCAAGCAAACCUUCAGAACGCCAUCAUGCAGCUCCGCAAGAUCUGCAACCACCCCUUCGUUUUCCGCGAGGUAGAUGAAGACUUCUCGACCGGCAACCACGUCGACGAGCAGAUAGUGCGGACAGCGGGAAAGUUCGAGCUACUCGACCGCAUCCUGCCCAAGCUGUUCGCGACCGGCCAUCGAGUUCUCAUCUUCUUCCAGAUGACGGAGAUCAUGUCCAUCAUCGCCGACUACUUUGACUACCGCGGGUGGAAGUACUGCCGUCUCGACGGUUCCACUAAGGCCGAUGAGCGUCAGCAGCUGCUGUCAACCUUCAACGACCCCGACUCUCCCUACCAGGUCUUCAUCCUCUCCACGCGUGCGGGUGGUCUCGGUCUCAACCUGCAGUCUGCAGACACUGUCAUCAUCUACGACACGGACUGGAACCCGCACGCCGACUUGCAGGCGCAAGACCGUGCCCACCGUAUCGGUCAGAAGAAGGAGGUGCGCGUGUUACGUCUCAUCUCGAGCGGCACUGUCGAGGAGCUGGUGUUGCAGCGUGCGCAGGCCAAGCUCGAGAUCGACGGCAAAGUCAUCCAGGCUGGUAAAUUCGACGACAUUACGACGAACGCCGAGUACGAGGCAUACAUCGCUAAGGCGUUCGAGCAAGCUGCGGACGAGGAGGAAGAGGAAACGAACGAGCUCGACGAUGAGGAGCUGAACGAGCUCCUUGCUCGUGGAGAUCACGAACUCGAGAUCUUCCAGCGCAUGGACAAUGAACGCGCUGCGAACAAGAUCGCCGACUGGAAGGAAGCCGGCAACAAGGGCCCACUUCCUCCGCCACUCAUGCAGGAGUCGGAGCUCCCGCCGUUCUACCGCCGCGACAUCGGCCAGGAGAUGGCAGAGCAGGUCGCCUCGCAGGACGACCAAGGUCGCGGGCGCCGCGCGAAGGCCGAUGUGCGGUACACGGACGGUCUCACAGACGACCAGUUCAUCAACGCCCUCGAGGACAGCGACGAUGACAUCGACUCUGCUGCUCAGCGCAAGCGGGCGAGAGCGGAACGUAAGGCUGAGCGCAAGCGCCAGAACGAGGUACUCGCACAGGCCGAGGCCGAGGGCAAGCCUCUGUCAUCGGUCAUCACGUCGCUCAAGGCGGAGGCCGCCGAAGGGGUCGCCAAGAAGAAGCGUGGGCGGCCAAGCAAGAGUGCGACGCCGGGUCCGGGAGACGAGACACCACAGAAACGCCGCAAGAUUACCGCGACCAACGCACGCAGCCCCGAGGAGCGGCAGAUGGUCAAGAAGUUGUUCGAGGAGGUCAACACGCUCGUCGACGACGGGACAGGCGAGCAUUGGAACGUGUAUUUCUUAUCGCCGGUUGACCGCAAGAUCUACCCCGAUUACUACUCCAUCAUCCAGCAGCCGAUUGCGAUGUCGCAGAUCAAGCGCAAGUUCACGCAGGCGGCAUACGGCCUGAACGAGCUCACGGCUGACCUGCGUCUUCUGUGGUCGAACGCGCGGACGUACAACACCGAAGGAUCAUGGGUCUACAACGCGGCCGACGCAAUGGAGAGUUACUACGAUAGGCGACUUGCGGAAGAGCUGCCCAAGUUCCCAUCUGGGGAGGGCGUAGCCGGCACUGAAGAGACAACGCCUGCUGCCAGUGGCACGAGCACACCGAUGUACAAGGGCCCGGCCGCGGUCAGCACCAAGAUCAAGCUUAACGUUGGUGCCGCGCGCCGCCAUGAGAUGGUCGACAGCGACGCAUCGCCGGCUCCUCCUCCGGACGACGACGACGACGAUGACGACGACGACGACUACUAG